CGGGGCUGGGGGGGGGUCCCGGGGGGGAUAAAAGCGCCCCUGGGGGGUCCCGGUCCCACCGCUCCCCCCCGCGCCCGGUACCGGCCCCGACCCCGACCCGGCCCCGCUGAGAGACCCAGUGCCACCAUGCCCUUCAGCAACACCCACAACAAGUACAAGCAGAAGUUCUCGGCCGAGGAGGAGUUCCCGGACCUGUCCAAGCACAACAACCACAUGGCCAAGGUGCUGACCCCCGCCCUCUACGCCAAGCUGCGCGACAAGGAGACCCCCAGCGGCUUCACCCUCGACGACGUCAUCCAGACCGGCGUGGACAACCCCGGCCACCCGUUCAUCAUGACCGUGGGCUGCGUGGCCGGUGACGAGGAGUCCUACGAGGUCUUCAAGGAGCUCUUUGACCCCGUGAUCCAGGACAGGCACGGGGGCUACAAACCCACCGACAAGCACCGCACCGACCUCAACCACGAGAACCUCAAGGGCGGGGAGGACCUGGACCCCAAGUACGUGCUGAGCAGCCGCGUGCGCACCGGCCGCAGCAUCAAGGGCUACUCGCUGCCCCCCCACUGCAGCCGCGGCGAGCGCCGCGCCAUCGAGAAGCUGUCAGUCACAGCCCUGAACAGCCUGGAGGGGGAGUUCAAGGGCAAGUACUACCCGCUGAAGGCCAUGACGGAGCAGGAGCAGCAGCAGCUCAUCGACGACCACUUCCUGUUCGACAAGCCCGUGUCGCCCCUGCUGCUGGCCUCGGGCAUGGCCCGCGACUGGCCCGACGCCCGCGGCAUCUGGCACAACGACAACAAGACGUUCCUGGUGUGGGUGAACGAGGAGGAUCACCUGCGCGUCAUCUCCAUGGAGAAGGGAGGGAACAUGAAGGAGGUGUUCCGGCGCUUCUGCGUCGGCCUCAAGAAGAUCGAGGAGAUCUUCAAGAAGGCCGGGCACCCCUUCAUGUGGACGGAGCACCUGGGCUACAUCCUCACCUGUCCCUCCAACCUGGGCACGGGGCUGCGCGGCGGCGUCCACGUGCGCCUGCAGCACCUGAGCCAGCACCCCAAGUUCGAGGAGAUCCUCAAGCGCCUGCGCCUGCAGAAACGCGGCACAGGCGGGGUGGACACGGCCGCGGUGGGCGCCGUGUUCGACAUCUCCAACGCCGACCGCCUGGGCUUCUCGGAGGUGGAGCAGGUGCAGAUGGUGGUGGACGGCGUCAAGCUGAUGGUGGAGAUGGAGAAGAAGCUGGAGCAGAAGCAGCCGAUCGACGACAUGAUCCCCGCCCAGAAAUAGGGGAGGGGGCUCCGCGGGGACCCCCUCCCACCCCGAGCCUCUCCAGAGGGGAGGGGGCGCCCAGGGGACCCCCCGAGAUCCCCCCGAGCCCCCCCAGAGCGGCCCCAAUAAACGCUGCUGGUCCCGGC
Messenger RNA from Haemorhous mexicanus (house finch), 1400 nucleotides. It is a transcript of the gene CKM, whose product is annotated as creatine kinase, M-type. Gene Ontology annotation, biological process: phosphocreatine biosynthetic process. The record is from RefSeq and is a predicted model, not a curated record. The transcript is spliced from 8 exons. Bases 127 to 1272 code for a protein of 381 amino acids. NCBI's taxonomy places the organism in Eukaryota, Metazoa, Chordata, Aves, Passeriformes, Fringillidae. Gene Ontology annotation, molecular function: creatine kinase activity.